GUCAUGUGAGGAGGAUUGUCCUCAGCGCCUCCCCGUAGUGACGUCACGGACACGGCCUGGCCGAUCAGAGACUCGGGAGAGAUCGGAGCGGAAGAGUAAUGGGAAAAUCGUACUCUCAGAUGCCGCCGCACGGUGGAAAGGAGGCUCUGAAUGAAGGCGGCGCACCAUCAGAAGACACUAGCGCGCUCGUGAACUCGGAGGCCCAUGAGGAAGGAAGGAACGGUGACGUGUCCCAUUUCCCCUAUGUGGAGUUCACAGGGAAAGACAGCGUGACCUGCGCCACGUGCCAAGGGACGGGACGCAUCCCCAGAGGUCGUGAAAAUCAGCUGGUGGCUUUGAUCCCGUACAGCGACCAGAGGCUACGUCCAAGAAGAACAAAACAAUAUGUUUUUGCUUCCGUCACUUUAUGUUUGCUGAUUUCUGGCCUGGCAGUCUUUUUCCUUUUCCCACGUUCCAUCGACAUCGAGUACGUUGGUGUCAAGGCCGUCUAUGUGGCUUAUGAAGAAUCCACUAAUACUGUGUUUCUCAACAUCACGAAUACACUGAAUAUAACCAACAACAAUUACUAUUCCGUAGAAGUUGACGAUAUUACCGGUCAGGUUCAAUAUUAUAAAACCGUUAUUGGGAAGUCGAAAUUAAACAAUGUCACGAAGAUCGGACUGCAGGAGACGAAACAAAUUGACUACAUGGUUCCGACCAGAAUAGGAAAGGAGUUUGACUACAUGUACACCUACUGCACCCUGCCAAGCAUUAAAGUUCACAACAUAGUGAUGAAUAUGCAAGUGACGGUCACCAUUUCAUACUUGAUGCACCCGGAGCAGUUCUCCCAGGAAGUCUACCAGUACGUAGACUGUGGGGGCAACGCCACUUACCACCUCGGCCAGUCCAAUCUCCCCAUCUUCAAACAGCCGUAAGCUUCGCCAGGCCGCAACGGAGGCCUUGUGCUAAUUUGUUUUGGCUUUGCCGUCUCGGCACAGGACGGCCGGCAGUUCUUUUCCAUUUAGAGCGCACGGCUUGCGGGGAGCGGUCUGCGCUAUUAUAGUAGGCUCUAACUUAGACUGAAGGUUUCCAUUCACCGAAUCACUGGGCGUGGUUCACCAAACUCAACGUGUAAAUACUUCUUCUGUACAUAGUGGAUUGUUAAUGUACUGUAUAUGUCCAAGAAUGCAGGUGAUGUAAUAUGUCUAAUUAUUGGCCGCUUUUUAAAGGAUCAGCCCACCCCAAAAAAAAUAAAAAGUCAUAGUUUGUUAUAAUAUUUCUCGAGGGCCUCUGGAUUUUUGGAGCUCCACCCACUAGCUAUUUAGGUUACAA
Messenger RNA from Rana temporaria (common frog), 1311 nucleotides. It is a transcript of the gene TMEM106B, whose product is annotated as transmembrane protein 106B. The coding region runs from base 99 to 914 and encodes 271 amino acids. The transcript is spliced from 8 exons. The record is from RefSeq and is a predicted model, not a curated record. NCBI's taxonomy places the organism in Eukaryota, Metazoa, Chordata, Amphibia, Anura, Ranidae.